Rhopilema esculentum is the source of this 2658-nucleotide messenger RNA. Its product is annotated as ADP-ribosylation factor 6. The record is from RefSeq and is a predicted model, not a curated record. NCBI's taxonomy places the organism in Eukaryota, Metazoa, Cnidaria, Scyphozoa, Rhizostomeae, Rhizostomatidae. Gene Ontology annotation, molecular function: GTPase activity; GTP binding.
CUCCCCUUUUCCAUUCUGCAUGCAAACGAAUUCGCAAGUAGGGCUAGUAGUGGAGAAGUAAUUUCUUUGCAGUCACGCCCUAGCAUAUUAUUUGCCUCUAAAUGCAGUGGUUUAUUUACUGGAGGCGAUGAUUUUUAGUGUUUAGGAUCAAUUAUCUGCAUAUUUUUCACUGGGGACGAUAGAAAUUCGGAGAACCGCUCUUUCCGCCUUGGGAUCUGGUCAGCCGUUGAUUGACGGAGUUUGAUGAAAUUGAUAAAACAUGGGGAAAAUACUUUCAAAAAUAUUUGGAAACAAGGAGAUGAGAAUCCUGAUGCUUGGGCUUGAUGCUGCAGGAAAAACAACAAUUCUCUACAAAUUGAAACUUGGACAAUCUGUAACAACUAUUCCAACAGUUGGAUUUAAUGUUGAAACUGUAACUUAUAAGAAUGUUAAAUUUAAUGUCUGGGAUGUUGGUGGUCAGGAUAAGAUUAGACCGCUUUGGAGACACUACUACACAGGAACACAAGGGCUAAUAUUUGUUGUAGACUGUGCAGACAGAGACAGAAUAGAAGAAGCUAGGCAAGAAUUGCACAGAAUUAUUAAUGACAGAGAGAUGAGGGAUUCUAUCAUAUUAGUGUUUGCAAACAAACAGGACCUUCCAGAUGCCUUGAAACCUCAUGAUAUCCAAGAAAAACUUGGGCUCACGAAAAUACGAGACAGGAAUUGGUUCGUGCAGCCAUCCUGUGCCACAACUGGUGACGGGCUUUAUGAAGGACUGACAUGGUUAUCUUCUAACUACAAGUCAUGAAUGUAAACAUUUAUCGGGUUUUCAUCUUUGCGAAUAACAACAGAUGGCGAGGCUGAUGAUUUCAUCCUUUCAUUGGUGACUUAAUGCAUAUUAACUGUAGAGAGGUUUAAAAGAAAGCGGAAUCGAUGAGAAAAAUAUACUAACUGUAGGUGAUUUUUAAUGGGCUUAUGCAAACACGCCCAUUGGCAUUCUGUGUACGUGAAAUUUUCAAACUGGUGUUCUUGCGUUAGCAUAUAUAUAAAUAUAUGAAUAUAUACAUAGUUUUUUAUGUAGAAUGCCGAUUGUAUUGCGGUUGUCGUGUGUUUUCAUCGUUCCUUGAGUUAGCCUCGUUACAGUAACACAUCAAGACUGUUUUUUCAAAUGAGGCUUCCGAUGCUUGCAUAAUUGUCCUCUUUAAAACAAUUCCUGUGGAGUUUUUUCUCUUUUCACCCAAAGUUUAGUUUACAAAUUUCAACAAAACUUCUUAAGUUAGUCUCUAUAAUAGAAACUCGUAGAAAUUUGCAGGUAUUUUUGACCCGCAGUAUUUGUUCAUAUUGUAGUUCGCAAAUUCUUUCAGCUUCAAUAACGGUUGCCAUUUCCUUUACUUAACGAAUAGAACCCUGUCUGCAGUCGUCUUACUUGAGUAUUUCAGCCAGUUAACUGUUAAAAAUCCAUGUUUCUGGCCAACUUGAUAAGAACAGAAUUACCGUUUGCAGAAUAGAUCACUUAAUAAACCACAAAACGUCAGCUCGCCUUUGAAGAACAAUUUUGAAUCCGCCCGGAGCCUUGUGCCCUUGUUGCUUGUCUUAUGCGGUGAUGUGUGUACAUCACCGAGAUGAGUUACUCUCUCUGUUUGAAAUUUUGCGUAAUUGAUAUCUCUGGUAUUUAUUAAAUGCUAUUACUAUUUCUGUCUCAUAGUGUUUUUGAGUUUUCCAUUAAAGAGUACUUGAAAUCCACUUGUUCUAAACAAUUUGUAGCAAAAACAAAUUUUUGAAAUUUCCCGUAGAAUCCAGGUCCCGAAAACUGACACUUCUUCGUUCGAAAAUAUUUGCCUUUGUAAACUUGUUAUUUUGGUUUUGCUGUUAGAUAUUUGUCUAUAAAGUUUUUCUCUACGGAGAAUAACUGGACAUUCGUUUUUGUACACACGUAGAGCAUAGAGCACCAGUUUGUUAUUUACGCAACAGACCGUCGUUUCGUUUAAGAAUUGACAAAAUCAAACGCGUGGAGGAUCAAAUGAAAGUUAUUAAAAGCAAAGCGUCUGGCUUUCAUAUUUUAGAAACCUUAUUCAAUCGCUAACAGUCUGUUUAUCCUUUCUUUGUUAACCGAAUUGACAUUGGUGUAACUGUGGGGUCGAAGUGGAUCAAGAUCUGCUGCUUGGCUAACAUCCACUCCGUGCCUGUUCUUUGAUAGCUCAUAGAACUAUCGAAGAACCUGUGAUUUUUGUUUGCAAUUUAAAUAAUUUGAAAAGAUUUUGGGGUGUAGGUGGGACGUUAACAUAUUUCACAUAACAUUACUUAUCAAAAUACAGGCAGAAGCAUCAGUGACAGUUGAUGUAGCUGCCACAGUGUUUCCUUAUCCAUCAGGCAGCAGCGUCGGUUCUGAUUCCUUGAUUUCCAGCCCACCAAUGUCUAAACCUUUUUACGUGCCUUUAUCAAAAUUUAUUCAUGUAGCUAAAGUUUUUUAUUCGAGCCAUCUUUUUCAUGAUCUAGUUAUGCAAGGUUAUAAAAUCUCGCGUGAGUCUUGAGUAAUCUUUUCCAGACUUAUAGAUUACUUAGCCAAAUUGAAAUUGCUUGUUUACCUUCGUUGUGAACUUGAUUGCCUAUGGCUUCGUUGUAACAAAGUAACAUUUUCCUAUGAUUUCCCUUCAAAUAUAUAGCCCAACGUUUUUCAGA